Molecule: messenger RNA, 906 nt
Organism: Clonostachys byssicola
Lineage: Eukaryota; Fungi; Ascomycota; Sordariomycetes; Hypocreales; Bionectriaceae
Source: the annotation of a GenBank genome assembly
AUGGCCGACAACGACGCACACCAUGACCUAGAGGAGAGAGCUCACAACAGAUCAGGCGGCAGAAGGGGCGGCGGGGGCCGUCGAGGUCGAGGCGGAGGCGGGGGCGGGAUGAGUCGGGAGGUCCAGAUCUCCAAGGCGCUCUCGAGGCUGCUCAGGCACCAGGCGGAGAAUGCUGGCAUCACGCUGGACGGGGAGGGGUAUGCUCCUCUUGAUCGGGUGCUCGCCUGGGGACCCCUCCGCAGCCUGCAAGUCUCGUUCGAGGACAUCCAGUCGGCCGUGUCGAACAACGAGAAGCAGCGGUUCGCGCUCAAGCCGAACCCGGCGACGAACCCGGAGCUGAGCGCGGACAGCAAGGCGCCCUCAGAUUACCUCAUCCGGGCGAACCAGGGCCACUCGAUCAAGGUCGAGUCGUCGGGCCUGCUGGUCCCCAUCACCGCGGGAGGAGGAGAGGGGGAGGCAGAGGGGAACCUCCCUGCAAAGGUAGUGCACGGGACGUACUUUGCGUUCUGGCCGGCCAUCGUGGGGGCCGGCGGGCUGAAGGUGAUGGGGCGGAACCACGUGCACUGCUCGGAGGGGACGCCGGAGGACGGGGUGGUGAGCGGGAUGAGGAGGGACGCGGAGCUGAUGGUCGAGAUUGACCUGGAGAGGAGCAUGAGGGAGGGCGGGUUGAGGUGGUGGAGGAGCGAGAACGGGGUGAUCUUGACGGAGGGGGAUGAGAGCGGGCUGGUGAGCUCGAGGUUCUUCAAGAAGGUUACUUCGCGGACGGAGGAUGUUGGAGUGCUCUGGGAGGAUGGCGCGUGGGUGGCGGAUCUGCCUGCGGGACUGAAGGUGAGAGUUCCUCACGGGAAGAGACCGGGCGGUGGAAGGGGUGGGAGGGGAGGUAGAGGGGGGAGUAGAAACGCAUAG